This is a messenger RNA of Psilocybe cubensis, 3078 nucleotides long. RefSeq lists its product as uncharacterized. Gene Ontology annotation, biological process: proton export across plasma membrane; regulation of intracellular pH. Gene Ontology annotation, molecular function: P-type proton-exporting transporter activity; ATP hydrolysis activity; ATP binding. The transcript has 6 exons. The record is from RefSeq and is a predicted model, not a curated record. Bases 1 to 3078 code for a protein of 1025 amino acids. Lineage: Eukaryota; Fungi; Basidiomycota; Agaricomycetes; Agaricales; Agrocybaceae. Gene Ontology annotation, cellular component: plasma membrane.
AUGAGUAUAAAUACAGAUACAGGAGAGAAGCAAGGCCUCCCCACUUCGAAUGACGUCCCGUCUAGUUCGAGUGAGCCACAACCUACCGCUCACCUUCACCCGGAUUCGAGUAAUGCCCCGCAGGUAUCGGGUGCUACCAGCCUUCCUCCAGAGGGUGUCGUCGGUGAGGCGGAAGAGAAGAAGCGAAACUUCGAGCCGGGGAAAGAGCAGGAGGCGCCAACGCCGGAAGACCUGUACGACAAGGACAAGGUCGACCUGGAAACGAUAGUUAUCGACGAUGUUUUCCAGUUAUUGCAAUGUGACGAAGGUGGUUUAUCCACUGAGGAAGCUGAGAGACGCCUGGAGCUUUUCGGACCGAACAAGCUGGAGGAUAAGCAACAAAACCCGUUUCUGCAGUUUCUGAGUUUCAUGUGGAACCCGUUGUCGUGGGUUAUGGAAGCGGCCGCCCUUGUGGCCAUUGUGUUGUCUAAUGGACAGGGAUCGCCUCCGGAUUGGGAAGAUUUCUGCGGGAUCAUCUUUCUUCUUUUCGUCAACUCUGCCAUUGGAUUCUAUGAGGAGAGAAAUGCCGGCAACGCUGUCAGGGCGCUUAUGGAUGCUCUCGCCCCGAAAGCAAAGGUCAAGCGAAACGGAGCUUGGGGAGAAAUUGAGUCUGCGAUCCUUGUUCCUGGCGACAUCGUUUCGUUCAAGAUCGGAGACAUUGUUCCAGCAGAUUGUCGACUCAUAGAGGCCGUCAACGUCUCCAUCGACCAGGCCGCCCUUACAGGAGAGUCUCUGCCGCAGAAUAAGAAGGCUGGUGAUCAGUGUUUUUCGGGUUCGACGUGUAAGCAGGGAGAAGCAGAGGCCAUUGUUAUUUCAACUGGUCCCAACACUUUCUUUGGACGGGCUGCCUCUCUUGUAGGACAGGACGAUGAUACCACCGGACACUUGCAAAAGAUUCUGGCUCAGAUCGGCUCGUUCUGCCUCAUUACCAUUGGUAUAUUCGUUUUGGCCGAAAUUUUCGUUCUUUAUGCUGGUUUUCGAUUCAGAUAUCGCCGAGGAUUGGAUAACAUUCUCGUUCUAUUGAUUGGUGGAAUUCCCAUUGCUAUGCCCACAGUUCUUUCGGUCACUCUGGCUGUAGGUGCUACCCAGUUGGCAAAGUACAAGGCCAUCGUCACGCGCAUCACUGCCAUUGAAGAGCUGGCUGGCGUCACAAUCCUCUGCUCUGACAAAACUGGCACACUUACCACCAAUAAACUGACCAUUGAUCGCAAUACUAUCAAGACAUACGGUCGUUUCAGCGCUGAAGAAGUUAUUCUUCUCGCAGCAUAUGCUUCACGCGUUGAGAACCAGGACGCGAUCGAUAUGUCCGUGGUCCAAGCUUUAGGCGACUCUGCUCGUGCACGGGCAGGGAUCAAGCUUCUUGAUUUCAAGCCAUUCAAUCCAGUCGACAAGCGAACGGAGAUCACAUAUCGUGAAGAGUCCACCGGGAAACUCAAGCGCGUGACCAAAGGUAUGACGGGAAUCAUCAUCGAACUUUGCUCGAGAAACAAGACAGAAGAGCAAGAAAAGCGCCUGGAACAAGAUGUGGAAGAAUACGCUACUCGCGGUCUUCGCGCUCUUGCUGUGGCAUAUGAGGAGCUUCCUGGAGACGACUACACUGCUGAAGGCAACGGUUUUGAGCUUAUUGGGCUUCUGGCUAUUUUCGAUCCUCCUCGUUCGGACACCAAGCAAACUAUCGAUGAUGCCCUUGCUCUUGGUGUAAAGGUUAAAAUGGUAACUGGAGACCAAUUGGCUAUUGCAAAAGAAACAGGCCGCCGUCUUGGGUUGGGUGACCAUAUGUAUCCCGCCAAAGUCCUUAAGGAGGGUCCUGCGCCUGGGUCGAAGCAUGCAAAUCUAGACGAGAUGAUUAUGGAUGCAGAUGGUUUUGCAGGAGUUUUCCCAGAACACAAGUACGAGAUUGUUAAACGGCUGCAGGCGCUAGGCCAUCUUGUUGCAAUGACGGGAGACGGAGCCAACGACGCCCCUGCCCUCUCUCGUGCUAACGUCGGAAUUGCAGUCGAGGGAGCCACAGAUGCAGCUCGCGGCGCAGCCGAUAUUGUAUUGACAGAGCCUGGUCUUUCUACAAUCGUCCACGCCAUUCGCCAAUCUCGAAUUAUCUUUCAGCGUAUGCGCAACUAUGCAAUCUACGCGUGUGCUGUGACCAUCCGUAUUGUGGUUGCAUUCGCUGUUCUGGCCUUCACAUACAAGUUCGACUUCCCGCCAUUCAUGAUCCUAAUCAUUGCUCUGCUCAAUGACGGUACCAUUAUGACCCUGUCUCUUGAUCGCGUUCUUCCUUCUACUGAACCAGAUGCAUGGGAUCUCACAGAGAUUUUCUCUUACGCUAUUGCAUACGGCCUAUACCUUACCGCCUCCACUGUUGCGCUGAUUGUGGUUAUUGUGGAAACUACGUUUUUUCAGCGUAAAUUUGGUGUACAACUCAAUCGAGCUGGGCCAGUCGACAAAAAUGAUCCCCAGCUUCAUAUGAUCGCCUACCUUCAAGUUGCUAUCAUUUCCCAAGCGUUGAUCUUUGUCACUCGCUCGCAUGGUUUCUUCUUUAUGGAACGCCCUUCAGUCGCCCUGAUGCUCGCGUUCUGCGUGGCUCAACUUAUAUCCUCUAUUAUUGCUGCUUAUGGUGAUUGGGGCUUCACAAAUAUUCACUCUAUAUCCGGUGGCUGGAUUGGCAUCGUUUGGGUCUGGAAUAUCAUAUGGUUCAUCCCCCUUGACUGGGUCAAAUUUGCCAUGAAAGCGACCGUCAUCCGGCAUCUUCGCAACAAGCGGUUAGGCGAGUACGCGGAGAGUGGACCACCUCUCGAACGCACGUCAUCUCGAGUUGCCUCCAUCCAUGAAUCGCUCUAUUCUAAUCGUACCACAUUCCUCCGGAGGACCAUGCGUAAAGUGGGAUUUGGCGGAAAGGUAUCUAUGAAGCCCGAUGAGCUGAAGCGAUUCAGCAGCAUUCAAGCUGCAAAGACUGGCCAGACGCUUGCCAGGUAUCCGAGUCGAACGGCGGCAGCAGCUACGGCUGGACCAUCCCGUGUCCCAGCUCCAUUCACUACGGCCUGA